GACGCAUUCAGAAGAUCAGCUCUUCAGCAGCGACCUGAGGAUGUUCUAUGUUGUACUGUCGUUGGCCUCGGACGAGUUUUCUCCUGAAACUACAUGAGACGAGAAGUGGCUCAGGUUUACACUUCACCCUUCAUGAGCACGAGUCAACAUGCGGCCUGAGCCUCUCCUCCUGCAGCAGUGAUGGCCGCCCUCAGCCCUCCUGCUCCUCUCCUCUGUGUGCUGCUGUGUGUGUCUCUGGCCCUGCAGCCCUCGGACCUGCGUCUGGCUUACGUGACCCACAACAGCUUCUUCUACUACUCCUGCAGCCAGGACCCGCAGCCCUGCAGCGUCUCCUCGCUGACUGACUGCAGAUGCAAGGACAUCCAGCUGUCCACGCUGCACCACCCGCAGUCCCACUCCUCCCCUGUUUUCCGGAUGAGACGUCUGACCGUCUGGUUCACGUCGCCCUCGAACACGGCGCGUCUGCUCAACAACUCGGAGGUGAGGCACCUGACUCUGAUCCACUGUGGUGCCGGGGGAUCCGGUGGGGUGUCCCCUGCUCCCCUGGAGGGACAUUUCGCUGUGCAGCAUCUGGAGAGGCUGACGGUGGUGAACUUGCAGCAGCUUCCACACCUUCCAGAUGCAAACAGAGCCACUAGCACAGACUCGAACAGUGACACGGACGGAGACAACAGUGCUCAUCUGGACUCAAAUCGAUACAACCGGGACAGAGACACGUUCCUGGACCUGAUCGCAGACAUGAGGAGAGAUUCCCUGGAUCCGUCCACACCUCAGAUCCAAGACAUCUUCCUGGGCAGGGAGCUGGGAGCAGCGUAUCAUGAACAGGCCAGACUGGGGAUCGUGCACAGCUCGGUGCUGGAGUGGGGGGCAGUGCUCAAAGCCUACACGGUCCAGACACACAUAGACAGUGACGGUGAGCUGCCGUUCCCUGACCUCCACCUGCCCAAAUUACCAGCAGCAUCCGUCAUAUACGUCAGCUUUGUGUACUGACACCAGGCCUCUGUCUGAGAGGUGCUGCUGGGAACCACAGCAGGAAGAAGAGACUGUUUCAGACCAGGAAUCAAGAGCUGUCCUCGUUUACAUAAAAUGUUAAAAGUCUGUCCACACUUCAGCUGUGAAAAUAUAGAAAUCUGCGCCAUAAAACUUUGUGAAAGAGGAAACAAAGACGCAGUGAAACCAGCAGAAACUGUUUUUCAAAUCAUCCUUUUAUUUAGUUUAAAAGUUCUUUCCUGGUCAAAUUCCCAGGACAGAAAUUGUGAUGUGUUUUUCUUCUUCCGAAAGCUUUAAUCAUAGUUUUUCCCUGAGUGAGAAAUGUGCACAGCUGUUUAUCAGCAUGUAAGAACAAACCACAUCAACUAAUGAGAGAGCCUCUGAGGGACGGGAACAGUCUGCCAGCCUCCUCCAGCUGGAGGGUCCUUUGUUUCCAAAUGAUGUUUAUACUGAAUUGAUGGAACAAUCCCCAAAACAAGUGUUUACCAGUCGAGCAUUUGUCCUUUUUAUUCCCUUUUUGUCCCCGAAACAAGAAUCUGAUCCAGUUGCAGAAUUCACACUGAAUAUAAAGUCAGAGGAUUUUUUCUCUGCCUGCAAGAAUGAAAUCUUCUUGAAGAUCUUGAAGAUUAAUCCAAUCUGAACUGUUUAUCCUAAACCCUCCCGAAGGAGAAAUUAUUCUACAGUUGGAAUUUGGUCACAGAGACAAAUGUUAUAUAUUAUGCAUGUUGUUUAGCCUCAAGUUUUUCUUUGGAUCUUAAUUCUAUCUCAAGAAUCACAUUAUUUGAGACAAAUAAAGUUUAAUGGACGGACACAGCAAUAGGAGCAUUUUAAGAUUUUACAUAUGAUCUAAGAGGACGGCUAUUUCUCUUAAGCUAAAUUUAAGAAAUAUGAGAAAAUAGUCUGAUCUCAAUUUGAUCUUAUAUUUGUCUCAGUUAUGUGUAGGUAUGACCCUCACACAAUAAGAGGUAUAGAUAAUGGAUGGAUUUAUUACAAUGAGCAGAACGAUUUACUGUGAAAUACAGUAAUAACUCAAGAAUAAGAUUAGUUUCAAACAUUAAAAGAUUAAUUUAAAAAUGUUAAACCAUCAGUGAUGCUCAGUUUUCACUCUAACACUGCUCAACAGCGAUAAACAGAGGAAAUAACGUGUAAUCCUCAGUGUGAUCAAAGAUGGAUGGAGGUCAUCUGAUCAGCUGAUCCUAACAUCUGACCUUUGACCUCUGGGUCUCUGUCGUAAAGGUUUCCUCUUUAUACAAAUGUUAUUCUAAAGAAACCUGUCACUGGAGUUGUGUUCAGACAUUUAACCACACGGUGGCAGCAGAUACAUCCAAAUCAAAGCGAGCGACUCAAACUGAGGCGAAGGAGACUGAGCUAUUUUUCUGUCAUGUUUUUAAAGUGAUCCACAUUCUACAAACUUCUACAUACAUGAUACUCAGCACUUUAAAAGCGUGUGAGGACUGUGCUUUUAACGACAGAGGUACAUUGUUAAGUGUGACCUGAUAUUUAUUUGUGUAAAAGAAAAUAUAUUAGUGUCAUUGGCUGCACUUGUUUUAAAACAGAAAUAAAUGA
Limanda limanda (common dab) is the source of this 2556-nucleotide messenger RNA. RefSeq lists its product as uncharacterized. Bases 181 to 990 code for a protein of 269 amino acids. The transcript has 3 exons. Lineage: Eukaryota; Metazoa; Chordata; Actinopteri; Pleuronectiformes; Pleuronectidae. The record is from RefSeq and is a predicted model, not a curated record.